AUGGACCAGUACCACUUCUCCUUCGACAUCAGCGCCAUGGAGAAGGGGGAGCAGAUGCUGAAGGCCGAGUUCAGGGUCUUCAAGCUGAAGAGGACACACAUCUCUAGAAGGGCUGACCUGAAACACUUCUGCAAAGUGGAAGUGUAUGAGCUCCUGGAGGGUGGAAACAAACCACGGAAAAAGCAUCUCAUUGCGUCGAGGUUGUUGUCCCUGUACACAGAAGGCUGGGAAGUGUUCAACGUCACGCAGACGGUUUCCAAGUGGGUUGGAGACAGCAGCUCCAACCAUGGCUUUUUGAUAACUACCACACACGUGUUCAACAACAGGAUUGAGCACAACCUGGUGAAGUUUGCCAAGAGCCAGGGCGCUGUGCAGGAGAGCAGAAACGCUCUCCUGGUCCUCUUCACCAACAGCAACAAACGGAGGGCGUCCAGCUUUGUACCUUCUUCCACCAAACCGGAGAUGAACCCUGCCAGGAACGACGCUCCACGUGUGCCCCGUGAAACACAGCUGGUGGGAAGCCUGAGCAGGAGCCCUCGAGCUGCUGCAGACCCUGCUGCCAAAAGCCAGGUGCCAGCGUGCCAUCGAAGGGAGCUCUACGUUGACUUCCGUGCCAUCGGCUGGUCGGGCUGGAUCAUUUACCCCAGUGGAUACAACGCGUUUUACUGCCGAGGGUCCUGUCUCUUCCCCUUGGGGGAAAGUCUCAACGCGACCAACCACGCCACGGUGCAGUCCAUAGUCCAUACCCUCAAACUGGCCCAGGAUGUCAGCACGCCCUGCUGCGUGCCCGAUGAACUCAAGUCCCUCAACCUUCUCUACUUCGACGACAAGGAGAAUGUGGUCCUUAAAAAUUACAAAGACAUGGUGGCGACGAGGUGUGGUUGUCAUUAGGAGGACCUUUUUCUGACACGUGCACCUGGAUUCAGUUCCCCAUUUGCCAUUACCAAGGGAAGUGGCAUUUUAAGAUUCCAGGGUGGGAGAACCAGAAACUCAACUGUGCUUCAAAUCCUUCUCCUCUCUCCAUGGCUGUGUGGAACGGUGUUUAAAGCUGGUCUUUUGAGGAGCCACGAGCUUCUGGAGGGUGUGCUGACCUCCACGGAGAGCUCUUUGAGUGCCUGUCCACUAGAGGAAACCAUUAAAACCAGGAACUUGCAAUGUGAAGGAGCUGAAACACAGUAAUUGAGGGUUCAAAUUAAGGUCUUGUUCUGUGUAUGGAGGAGAGGAAUUUCCUAUGAUUUAUCAGGCCUGGUCUCCUGCUUCAACCCAGGACGGGGUGCGGGUCUCUCAGUGACACAACCUCAUCCAGUUUUGACUGCACAACCCAGGAGGGAUGUGAACUCCUACACAGAACUUUCAGAAGAGUUU
This is a messenger RNA of Calidris pugnax (ruff), 1365 nucleotides long. Its product is annotated as bone morphogenetic protein 7-like. Gene Ontology annotation, cellular component: extracellular region. Lineage: Eukaryota; Metazoa; Chordata; Aves; Charadriiformes; Scolopacidae. Bases 1 to 891 code for a protein of 296 amino acids. The record is from RefSeq and is a predicted model, not a curated record. Gene Ontology annotation, biological process: SMAD protein signal transduction. Gene Ontology annotation, molecular function: growth factor activity; cytokine activity. The transcript has 4 exons.